This is a messenger RNA of Notodromas monacha, 645 nucleotides long. The record is from the annotation of a GenBank genome assembly. NCBI's taxonomy places the organism in Eukaryota, Metazoa, Arthropoda, Ostracoda, Podocopida, Cyprididae.
CGUCGCCAGGCUGCGCCGCGGUUUGUCAUCAGACCUCAGAGCACAUUUGCUUUCGAAGGCCAGAGCGCAAAGUUCUCUUGUCGCGUUAUUGCCGUUGCUCCCGCUACAGUUUCCUGGUACCACAACAACGCCGAGUUGCGGCAGUCGGUCAAAUACAUGAAACGCUACCUGAUCGACGAUUACACGUUUGUAAUCAACCGCGUGAAACUAGAGGACAGAGGAGAGUACAUCAUCAGGGCUGAGAACCACUACGGCGCCCGAGAAGAACCCGUGUUUCUCAACGUGCAACCGGUUCCGACGGAUGUGUCUAUUGUGAAACCGGAUCUCGGCGUGCAAAGGAAAAGACAGCCAUUAGAAAUCAAGAAUCUUUGGCAGGAAGCCCGUGACUCUGCUCCGUGUUUCACGUUCUUGUUGCGACCCCGUGUCAUUCAAGUUGGCAGCAGUGUUAAAUUGCUGUGUUGCUUGAGUGGCAAACCAACUCCUGACGUCAAAUGGUUCAAAGGCAGUCAAGAACUUUCGAAGUAUGAGUACGCGAUGACUCAUUCUGAUGGCGUAGUAACCAUGGAAAUCACUAACUGCCGAGUGCAAGAUUCUGGAAAAUAUCGAUGCGAAGCGAAGAACACGCUUGGUUCAGACGAGACAAAU